AUGAGUGGAGAGGUCCACAUCCCUUACAUACUAUUUGAGAUCCCUUCCAAUUUCCGAUGUGGGAUAUUUAUCCCUAAUAUGCCCCCUCGAGACGAUGGCUCUUUGGCCAUCGAUCUUGCUGGAGCAAUCGACUGGAGAACCGACCAACAAACGAACCACUGUAACUUACCUGAGCUCUCCAAGAUGACAGAGCCAGAACCACAUCGACAGACAAACCUAGCAACCUCGGACCAGCACCGGACCGAAACACAAACUGAGAAGAGCAAAGACACCUGGGCUAAACCCCUAAUCAAACGCCCGUCUUCCGACAGGAAAGGAAGAGACAACUGCUUCAAAGACGCGAGAGAAGCUCCUUCCGUGCAAGGAAAGGUGACCAGAAACCAAAUUCUUUACCACACGCCGCCACCGCGUCACUGCUAUAACCGAAACUGA
Microthlaspi erraticum is the source of this 432-nucleotide messenger RNA. The record is from the annotation of a GenBank genome assembly. Lineage: Eukaryota; Viridiplantae; Streptophyta; Magnoliopsida; Brassicales; Brassicaceae.